AUGUCUGAGGAUAUAAAGUCUAGAGUCAUGAAUUAUCUUAAUUGUCCAUAUGGAGACAUGCAUGAAGGAGAAUAACUUAACUUUGUUUGUCUUGAAACAACUUGUAAAGAAAUGGGACUCAUCUGUCCUGUUUGUAGAACUUAAAAACAUUCUAAGCAUAAAGUCAUUCCAUUAAAGAUCUUUCUUGCAGAUAUUUAUACUAAUGUUAAUGCUAAGUAAAAUCAAAAUUCAUUGGAAUCCUUACUUGAACAAUUAGAUUAAGUUCGUCUUAAAAUGUUAUCAAGUCUAAAAGAUAUAGUCUAAAAAAUGGUUUUGUAUGAUUUUUAUGUCUUAUCAAUAGACAAAUAAAAUUACUUGAAGAUUAAAUUAACUUAAGUCAUAAGAAUACAAAAUAAAGAUUAUUGGAAUAAAAUCAAACAUAAAUGAAUUUUCCUUAAUUGUUUCAAUAAAUCUUAAAUACACAAUAUAAGAAUGUAGAUUUAUUAAAAUAAGAUGUACGUAAGAUUAUUGAAAAUGUAAGUUAACAAUAACCUGGAAAAAUUGAAAUCGAUUUUAAACCUUAAAAACUGUUUGAUUCCUAUUCAAAAGCAGUAAAAAAUUCUAUAAUUAUCAUUCUAGUCAUAAGAAGCCAUUAAUUAAUUAUAAAUGUUAUUGACAUCAUUUAAAUAAUCAACUUAAAAAAUAUCUAAACCAAUUGAAAAGUUUACUUUGCCAAUUAUUAAUCAUAAUCAAAUUAAUUUCAUAUUUAGUUAAACUAUGAAAUCAACAACAAUUAAUGUACAAGAUUUUAAAAUAGCUACUCAAUCUGUGCAAUAAAAUAUUGAAAAUAGAUUUAUUUUAAUUGAACCUUCUAUUUAAGAUUCAUGUAAAAUUGCUUUUAAAAUUUUACAUUUAACUAAUUUCAUUGGUUUGGGGAUAGCAUUAAAAAAUGUUCUUCAAGGAAAGAAGUACUCUUCAAAUUAAAUAAAUUAGUCUGAGAUUUGAUUAUUAAGCUAUGGGACAUGGCUCAUAUAUGGCAUCAUCUAAUGAUCAUGUAUGGUCACAUAAUAAAAAGGAGGAAAAUAUGAUAUCUAAAUCUUUUCCAUUUGGAACUGGGGAUAUUAUUAUUAUAGAUGUCAAUUUAGAAAAUAAAGUAUUUAUAUUAAAUAUCCAUAUAAUAGAUAGUAAAGUUUAAAAAUAAAAAUUCAUUGAAUGAACCAAUAUCACUAGCAUUUGAUAUUCCAGAAAAUGAUGAAAUUGUUUUUUGUGUUAAUUUGGGUAGUGCAGGAGAAAGGGUAGAAAUUUUAGAUGAUUGGGAGUGA
This is a messenger RNA of Paramecium pentaurelia, 1301 nucleotides long. Lineage: Eukaryota; Ciliophora; Oligohymenophorea; Peniculida; Parameciidae. The record is from the annotation of a GenBank genome assembly.